AUGUGUUUUUGUCUCUGGGAUGAAAAUGACAACAGUCCCGCCAUUUUGGCUCCCUAUUCCGAGCACGGCUCCGUUAACAGUGAGAGCAUCCCCUAUUCUGCCGAAGCGGGAUACUUUGUGGCAAAGAUCAGGGCAGUGGAUGCAGACUCUGGAUACAAUGCACUGCUCUCUUAUCACCUGUCUGAGCCCAAAGGCAACAACAACCUGUUCCGGAUCGGAACCAGCACCGGGGAGAUUCGGACCAAGAGGCGAAUGAGCGACAAUGACCUGAAAAGUCACCCCUUGGUGGUGUCGGUCUGUGAUCACGGAGAAGCGUCCCUGUCAGCAACUGUGUCAAUUGACGUGGUGGUGCUCGAAAGCACAGCUGACAUCCACACUCCAUUCAGACAUGUGCCCAGCAAGGAGGAGAGCUUCUCCGCCUUACACUUGUAUCUGCUCAUCGCCACUGUGGCCGUGUCGCUCAUCUUUCUGCUCAGCCUCAUCACUUUAGUAGCCUUUAAAUGUCACAGACAGACAGACAGACCCUUCGAUAGAUACAGUGCCCCGAUGAUCACCACCCACCCUGAUGGGAGCUGGUCUUACUCCAAAGCGACACAGCAGUACGACGUGUGCUUCAGCUCAGACACACUCAAGAGUGAUGUAGUGGUUUUCCCUGGGCCC
This is a messenger RNA of Hippocampus comes (tiger tail seahorse), 660 nucleotides long. RefSeq names its product protocadherin alpha-5-like. Gene Ontology annotation, cellular component: plasma membrane. The annotation marks the transcript as partial. Gene Ontology annotation, molecular function: calcium ion binding. The record is from RefSeq and is a predicted model, not a curated record. The transcript has a single exon. Gene Ontology annotation, biological process: homophilic cell-cell adhesion. NCBI's taxonomy places the organism in Eukaryota, Metazoa, Chordata, Actinopteri, Syngnathiformes, Syngnathidae.